ACAACCCACUAACACUCAGCAAAUCUAUUACACAUUUUGAGAUGGAGGACUUGAGCAUUCCAUCGGAGGAUGUUCACAUUUGCCCACGGAGGGAGCACAAUGACUUGGCGCCUUUGAGGCGAGAAGUUCUGCAUUGCUAUGGUGUUGACUUCCUUUCCAACAAGGAGGUCCUCGAGGUAUUUGCAGCCUGGGAACCCAAGGAGGUGGAGUGGUUGGACGACUCCUCUUGCAACCUAGUCUUCGAGACCGAAGAAGCCGUUCAGAAGGCCAUCCGUGAGCUUGCAGUUGCUGGAGAUGGGUUGGAUGCGUUGCGCAACAGUCCAUGGACAAGAACGGGGCCCUUGUCAGUGGGCUCCAAGGACGAAAAGAAGGGGAAGGCGCGACGCGGGGGCCCAAAGAAUUUCUGUUUUCAGCUGAGAGUGGCUUCUGAGGCAGAUCGCAAAGAUCCAACUCACUCUGGACACACUGACUCCAUCUACUAUGCACAUGUUAAGGAGCAGCAGGCAAUGCAGAAGCAAGCCACUGAACUUCGACGCAUGAAGAAGCGUCAGAGGCAAAUGGUGCACAGGCACAAGGAGCCAACUCCAAGCAAGACCGAAGCAAUUGUGGAGAGCGAAGGUAUCUCAAAGAAUGCUACAACCGAGCUAGCGGCAGAUUCAUCUGAUGUGUCAAAGGUCCAAACAGGCUCAAUCCUCUCCACUCGCUUAGCCUCAUGUGGUCUUCUGGAUCCGCUGCUUUUCCUCAAAGCUCCAGCAGCCCAGGGCACAGCCGGUGCAGCGCAAGGCAUACAGAAAUCGGAGGAGGCUGCUCAGCCUCAGGAUUUGAAAGCUAUGCUCAAACGAGCAGAGGCAGAGUACGCAGCGGUGCUUCAUCCAGCAAGAAAAACCUCUGCCAAGCCAGCUCGUGGUCGUGAGGAUGGUCCGAGUGGUCGGCAGCGGGAGGGUACUCCUGGCCGUCCUGGUGGCAGAGAUGGCAUGCCAGCCAAAGGGCAGCAGAGAGGAAAGAAGCGGAGGCCUGUCGAGCAGGAACCAAGGCCCGUGAGCGAGGCUGCACCACCGCAGCGGAAGAUCGAACUGCUUCCUGAGGUUGACGCCUUCUUGAAGAAGCAUGGUGUCAGAUGUAAAAGGUUUGUGCUGCACAGAUCUUUUAGAUCAAUCAAGUAUGCGCAGCAAGAAGCUGCAAAGACCAAAAAAAAUGGCCCAGAAGCAGAGCAACUCCGACGUAGCGGAGUUGUCCUUGGCCAAAAAAACCGAAGGAGAAUCUGCUGUGUCUGCCUGGGAUCAGUACAUGAAAGCCAAUUCUUCUUUCACCUCUCACGGAGUCUUUAUGCAAACCGUGGCCUGGAAAGUCGACGGACGACGGGUCCUUAGUGUGGUGCCUCAUCCGUUGAUGACGGACAUCGAGAAGGUGGCAAAAGCUGUACAGAAGCCCCUCACCGCGGUGCACCAGUGCAAGUUGAAAGACAUCUCCACGGAAACAGGCUUCCCGGUCUUUGUUUGUCCUCCCUUUGGAUAUCCACCUGAUGCCGACGGUCGUCCACCACUUCUACUUGUAGAUAGUUCUGUGACAGACCUGAAGAAGCCUUUGCUCUUUGACUGUGGGACUACUGGCCUAUGUCUCACAGUCAGUGAGUUUUUGCGUAGCACCAGGGCAGCAUGUGUAGAAAACCUGGCGCGCGCAGCAAAGAAUCCCUCUGGCACCGCAUCAGGCGUGAAGAUUUCAGAGCAUCCCUCUGGCACUGCAUCGCCAGAGCCUGCCCCGGAACCAGCUCCAAUCACCGGAGUUAUGGAGCCGUGAGAAAUGUCAAUCGUUCGCUGCAAAAAGAUAUUGGUCAGACAAGGCAUUGAACUGCCCAAAACUCUUGAAAGAAUGUUGAUCUCGGAACAUGCUGUGCUGUGUAGCCAUUGCUGACGUAAUGUGCGCAAGCAGAAAAAUGGGCCCAAAGCCCUGACAGCUUAGGAAUGCUUAGGAGGUGC
Durusdinium trenchii is the source of this 1976-nucleotide messenger RNA. The record is from the annotation of a GenBank genome assembly. NCBI's taxonomy places the organism in Eukaryota, Dinophyceae, Suessiales, Symbiodiniaceae.